Molecule: messenger RNA, 1951 nt
Organism: Trichoderma harzianum CBS 226.95
Lineage: Eukaryota; Fungi; Ascomycota; Sordariomycetes; Hypocreales; Hypocreaceae
Exons: 2
Coding region: 294-1604 (436 amino acids)
Biological process (GO): transmembrane transport
Cellular component (GO): fungal-type vacuole membrane
Molecular function (GO): transmembrane transporter activity
Source: RefSeq, a predicted model, not a curated record
GCCCCUUAUACAUCACUCGGCACUUACAGAGAUUUGUUUUAUCCCCAAUCUGGGUAUACAAGUACACACGCAUCAGUAUUCCAUUAACCAUUCGGAAAUAUGUCGUCGACCUUGACAGAGACGGUGGCUGAUUCGGCCUCAUCUCAUGGCCUUUUCGCUCAAGAUGACAUCUCUUUGACUCAACGCAGCAGGCAUGCGACAUCAAAAGCAGAAGAAGAAGCAGCAACACCGCCCGCAGAACCCUCCGUGACCAAACGUUCGAAUCGGUAUGCUUCUUGAUAGUCAGCUUGUCUAUGCGGUUUCGACAAACCAUCAUCAUCACUAUCGCCUCGUUCACGAUUGUCUUCACGUGCUGUGGGAUCAAUUUUGCCUUUGGUAUCUUCCAGGCAGUUUUCGAGACCCUUUCGCAACAGCCUGACACCCCCUUUACCGGAGCGUCGCCUGCCGACAUUGACCUGAUUGGCACCCUGUCCAUAUCUCUUAUGACUAUCGGAGCUCCUUUUGUCGUUGCGUGGUCCAAACGCUUCUCGCCCAAGUUGAUCUCGCUCAUCGGCUCAACCAUAUUCUCCGCCGCGCUUAUUCUGGCAAGUUUUGGGAAAUCCCUGUGGCAUUUCGAAGUCACUCAAGGAGUUUUAUUGGGCCUCGGAACUUGUAUGAGCUAUAUGGUGGCUGUGACAAUCGCCCCGACUUGGUUCACUACGCGUCGCGGCCUUGGACUUGGGAUAAUCACCUCCGGCACUGGUAUUGGGGGUCUCGUAUGGGCACCAGCCCUGAAAGCGGCUGUUGAUAGCAUGGGUUAUCGAAAUGCUAUGCGUCUUGCUGGAGGCAUCGCCUUUGGACUCAAUGUCCUAGCCAGCGCCGCCAUGGCAUGGGAGCCUGAGGCAAAGGCUCGAAUCGACGUGGAGAAUGCUGCGAGGACUAGCCGUAUGGAUGGAAUUCUCAAGGUUCCCAUCGUCGAUUGGCGUAUCGCACGCACACGCAAGUUUGCGGCACAAGCACUGGCCUCCAUCUUCCAAUCUGCAGUUUACUAUCUCCCACUCUUCUUCUUUGCCACCUAUGCCAGGACUUUGGGAUACAGCGACACAGCCGGUGCCAAUUUUAUCGCCCUUUCAAAUGCCUGUAACGCAAUUGGCAAGAUAGCGAUUGGUUAUGCUGCCGAUCAUAUGGGAAGAUUGAAUGCCUUGGUGAUUACGACCAUCAUCAGCGCCAUAGCAACUAUCAGCUUCUGGCUGCCUUCGACCUUGUCCGAAGAUAAAGCUACUUCACAGGGCCUGUUCAUUUCAUUCACUAUCCUUUACGGAAUUUUCGCAAGCGCCUACGUCGCCCUGUUUCCUGCGAGCCUGGUGGAGUUAUUUGGAGUCCAUAACUUUGCCUCAGUCAACGGCGUGCUAUAUAUGGUAAGGGGCAUGGCAUCCCUUGUUGGCACUCCCGUCGGCGGUGUCUUGAUCCGCAGCCAUUCCACGGGCAGUCCAGCGAGGUCAUAUGAAGGCAUGACGGUGCUUACCAGUGUCCUCCUUUUUGCCGCAUCAAUUUCGGUCAUAUGGGUGAGAAUGGAAGCCAUGAUAGGAGUGGAUGGGAAGCUUGUUAAGAAGUGGAAGAUGUAAGAAGCAAUCACGAUGCGAGAUCAUGCGUGACUCGCAUUUUCCGGUUGCUCCGGAAUCCCCAAACCGAACCACGUGGUGGCAAUUCAAUGGCUGUUGAUCCCACGGACAAGACAAGUGGAUAUUUGUGGGAUGUUGUGGGCUUCAUCAGCUAUGAGACCCGAUAAAAAGAUGUCAAAGAGAUUCAGGCAAGAUAGAUUGGUGCAAAUUGUACGAAGAUUGUUUGAAGAGAUGUAGAUGAAGUCAGGAUGGGGGCGCGAAGUGGAACUGCCUUGGGCCGAGGUUGGUUAUCACAACCUCCACCAAGGAGAUUGUGUACAUCAUUUCCAACGAUGCUUAUGGCAGUUAAU